This is a messenger RNA of Syngnathoides biaculeatus (alligator pipefish), 4915 nucleotides long. It is a transcript of the gene adrb2a, whose product is annotated as adrenoceptor beta 2, surface a. Gene Ontology annotation, biological process: norepinephrine-epinephrine-mediated vasodilation involved in regulation of systemic arterial blood pressure; adenylate cyclase-activating adrenergic receptor signaling pathway; negative regulation of smooth muscle contraction. Gene Ontology annotation, cellular component: membrane. The transcript has 2 exons. Lineage: Eukaryota; Metazoa; Chordata; Actinopteri; Syngnathiformes; Syngnathidae. The record is from RefSeq and is a predicted model, not a curated record. Gene Ontology annotation, molecular function: norepinephrine binding; beta2-adrenergic receptor activity. The coding region runs from base 757 to 2007 and encodes 416 amino acids.
UUUACUGCAGUAAAGAGCUCUGCGUCCUUAAAUUAUUGAGUGGUGGUGCCGAGCUCUCCAACUGAACAAACAGUGGUCUUUAUUUUAUUUUUCUGCACCGACCACAUGUGCAGUAAGUGCAUAGUAAAUACAAUCAAUGAGCAUGUGUUUUUCCGGGGAAAUUGGCAGUGAUAACACUUGUGGUCGAACUUGGCCAUUGAUCGCAUGUGUGUGCAAUUUCUUCCCCAAGUUAGAGCCAAAGUCUUAACUGUGUUAAGCACAUACAGAUUCGAAGCCCUCCAGAAUUAUGACUUCGUAAUUCAUUAUUUUUUUCAAAGCAACACAUUGUGAAAUGAUGCAACUAAAUGAUUUUUGAUUGAAAUACGUCAGAAUUAUGUUUAAUUUUGAUCAUUUAAAGUAUUUAGAAAAAGUGUUGGCGGCCUUUGUCUCUUGCAGUCACAGCUGCAGGGACAUUGUGUUCAAACUCUGCGGAGCUCUCGGCUCCUUCUGCUUGGCUUGCUCCCUGAUUGGCUAAGCCUUGCCUGUGAUGUCAUCAGUGCAUGUUAUAAGGGCUCUGACAAAUAGCCUGAGAGACACAUGAGAAGCAGCGCCGCUAAACUGGGGGCAGACUGAGUGAGACGGCAGGAGUAGAAGAGAAAGUGCGUGGAAAGAAAGACGUGGCGCUGAAGUUAUUAUUAUUAUUAUUUUUUUAAAGAAAGUCAUCAAGCGGGGACUUUUCUUCUAUGAGGAAGUAAGAGAAGGAAACCACCUGUGGAGAUGGAAAGUGUAAGCCUCCCACAGAACCUCAAUGUGAGCGCAGCCAUGAUCAACUCUUCUUCAGAUCUAACCAAAAGUAAUGAGGGAUUUAGUGAGGUGACAAUGAUUCUGCUGGGCAUGAUCAUCUCAUUGCUCAUCCUCUGCAUUGUUUUCGGCAACAUCCUUGUCAUAACGGCAAUCGGCCGCUUCCAGCGUCUCCAAAAUGUCACCAACUGCUUCAUCACCUCCCUGGCUUGUGCCGAUCUGGUCAUGGGUCUCAUCGUGGUCCCUUUCGGUGCUUGUUAUAUCAUCUUCAAUACCUGGCAUUUUGGAAGUUUCUGGUGCGAGUUCUGGACGGCCACCGACGUGCUCUGUGUGACUGCGAGCAUUGAGACCUUGUGUGUCAUUGCCAUAGACCGUUACUUGGCCAUUACCUCUCCCUUCCGCUACCAGACUCUGCUGACAAAGUGUAAGGCUCGCAUCGUGGUGGUGCUGGUGUGGGUCAUCGCCGCCUUGAUAUCUUUCCUGCCCAUACACAUGAAGUGGUGGAUAUCUGAUGAUAAGGAAGCAAAAGAGUGCAUCGAGGAUAGCAGCUGCUGUGAAUUCUACACGAACAUGGCUUACGCCAUCACGUCCUCCAUCAUCUCGUUCUACAUCCCCUUGGUCAUCAUGGUGUUUGUCUAUAGUCGAGUUUUCCAGGAGGCCAAGCGCCAGCUCCAAAAGAUUGACCGAAGCAUGGGGCGCUUUCACAACAGCGACAACAUCAAACCUUUGGACGCCCACAUCGGGCGCGGGCAGAAGAAGGUGAAGUUUUGUCUGCGGGAACACAAGGCCCUAAAGACGCUGGGCAUCAUCAUGGGGAUCUUCACUCUGUGCUGGCUGCCCUUUUUUCUGCUCAACGUGGUGGUUGCCAUAUGGAAGGUGGAAGAUAUCGACCUCACAUUCAGAAUCCUCAACUGGAUAGGCUACGCAAACUCAGCCUUCAAUCCACUCAUUUACUGCCGGAGCCCAGAGUUCAGAUAUGCAUUUAAGGAAAUUCUCUGCCUCAAAAGGAGCCACAUCUCCAAAGGGGGACCUAUGAAUGGAUACAUCUACGAUAGACACAGCUGGCAGAGCGAGCAACACUGUCAAAUUAAAGGCAACUUGGACGACAGCGAUGCCGACGAGGGUUGUUUGGAGCAAGGAGCGUGUAUUGACAGUGUUGAGGACAGAGCGGUGGACUCCAAUGGGAACUGCAGCAAAGACCUCACAGUUGUAGCGGCUGUACUUUAAACUCUGAGACUUUUGCCCAAAGGGCACAAUUAAUGUUUACACUACUGACUUGCACCCAUUGCCUUUGCCAGGUAAGGCCAGGCAGGCAGCAUGGCGGCGCAGGAUUCUGCUUUAAGGAAACUAUAUUUAUCAUGAAACAGAUACAGUGUUGGCAGAUUUUACUCAUUCGCUCUGUUGAUAUAACAUCUACCUCACCACGUUGUCUUGAAUGUGUGCUUGAGCAUUUGCUUUGCCUCAACAUGAUAGCAGAGACGCUAUCCUUAAUUUAAAAAUGGAGGCCUCUCUGUCAAUAAGGAUGUAUCGCAGAUUUAUCAGACUAGAUUGCUGAUAGUGAAACAUUCCAAAACCAUUCCGUCUUAAUUUUGGCUUCAUUGAAUUUGCUGUAGAUAGAUGUACAACAGGUAUGGGAACAUUCUGCUGUCGCUGUUUUGCGAGGCCCCCGCUUGGCCUGAUCUCCCUUUUACAGCCUGCUCCUUGGGAGGUAGCGUUGCAGAUAGCGCCACUGAUAAAUAACAGUUAUCUCCGUCUCGCCGGUGCGAGCUGUGCAACGCCCGGGGCCAUUCUCUGUUGGCUUUGUGAUAAAAAGUGCACAUUUGUAAAGCAACCAGCAAUUCCAUUAUCAGCACUAACGUUUCCUAAUAAGCAUACUGUUUUAAAUGCUUUCAGCAGAUUUCAAGCUGAGCAAGGAAUUCAUUUCCUUCAUUGCACUGGUUCAUUUGAAUGUAAUACCCAAUGUAUGUGUUUUGUUAAAUGCUCUGUUUCAAUGAGAGUAUUGUGUUUACAGCAUGAGCGUCUGUGUGCGUGUUGAUCUGCGCCUUUGUGUGUACCUGUGUGUACGUAUGCACAUAGCCCACACUAGGCGGGAACAGCCGAGAUAUAAGCCGAGAAGUACUUAGUCCUAAUUGUAUCAAAGAGAAGAGACCAGCAGUGCACGUUUGUGACUUCUGUGACAUUCUCCACACUGCCCUUAACCUACACAUGUAUAUACUGUAUGUACUGUAGUGCCAUGAAACAAUCCAGAAGAGACUCUGCACAGUGUUCUUCUUCUUGGUGUGUCUGUCUCCAGGAAGUGGUCCAAAUCCAGCUCAGCCCUGCCCAAUAAACAAGUGUAAAUCCAUUAUCUCCACUGACAAGCUACAGGAUCUGAUCCCCUCCCUUAAAACAAUACAGCUGCACAAAGUUGCCCGUUUGAAUGCUGCCAUCACACAAAGGACCAAUUUGAAAAUGAGUCUUACGAGGACAGGUUUUAAGGAAAUAAACCACACAUUCUUAGCCUAAAUUGCUGUUGAGUGAAGGGGGUCUCUUGAGUCAGGUUAGGGUUAUCUUACUUUGAUCGCAGUGACAGUUUGCUAAAUGUUGCAACAGAUGGCUGAGGAAGGAACACAAUCAGUGUUAGUGACCUGUGUUUUUGUGGACGUAGCCUUGCCCCUGCUCUCGAUGAACUUUGCAUCUCUAUGCUCUCUGUAUUGCUCCACUCAAUCUAGCGCGGCGAUGCGUAGCGAGUUGACACAAGUGUCAUCAUACGUCAAUGUAUGUGAAGUGAAAAAAAAAAAAGGUUUCCACUCAUACUUUUCCUUCCCUGUUUUUCUUCUUGAAGGAUUUAUUGCAAAGUAAUUUGAACAGUUGACUGUCAUAAAAAAUACUCCCCAGAUGUCUUUUCACUGUACAGGUACUACAUCAAAAGUAACAAAUGAGAAACGAGUUACUGAUUCCUGACUACACUUUAUGAACUAUAAAGCUUUAACUGUGUAGUUCACUGUCACUUUUCAGGUUACAAAACAGAGCGCACAUUUUUCUGGUGGAUUUAAAACAAACAUUAUUUUGCAUGGUGAAUCUGUUUUUGUGCUGACGUGCUGUUGGUAUUUUUUUUUUCCUAAGUGCUCUGUUUAGACCUGUUGAACUCCCAUCAGUAGUAUAUCCACACUGCUCCCUCCUGGCAAUGCCCUCUCCUCGCAACUCAACUCUGACUCCUGAAUGCUUACACUUCAUGCGCACACACACUACACUAUUGUUAUAUGCAGUUGUAAAUUACACACAAAGCAUUCAUGACAACAUUCCAGGUCCGGAUAAUAAAAGUCAAUUAAGUGUGUUAAAUGUAUUUGGUUAAGAAUUCUUAUACUGUGUAUCAUGCCCAAAGAGGUUCACGGGAUAUGCCUUUGGACUUCAAUUUAAAAAAGAACUAAUGGCAUAUGUAUGACGAUGACUUUAUUGUAGCGCAGCAAAACAUUUUGCAAAAUGGUAAAUUAGGAAUGGACUUCAAAACACAUUCAGUAGUUAAUCUUUUCACAUUACCUGAAUGUUACUAUGGUUUUGCAAUUGUCAUUCUGCAAAAUGAUUGUCUGGUGGACUGCUGUGACUCAACGAUGUGUGAAUUACCAUUAGUAUAUGCUUUAGUCGAGUCACUGAUGGUGCGCCUGACUUUGGUGCGGGCAGCGUGGGAUGGAUUCCUGCUCAGUGAUGUGUCGAUAUCUUCCCUGCGACUGACUGGCAACCAGUUCAGGGUGUGGUCUGCCUCUCGACUGAAGUUAGCUAGGAUAGGCUCCGGCACGCCUGCUACCCUUGUGAGGAUAAGUGGCUUGGAAAAUGGACUAUAUGCUUUAGUCACUGUGUGAAAAGUGGCCAUCCGCACAGCUCAAUGUUUACUAGAUGUUUUUCAACUCCUUUGUGCCCAAGGUUGUCGUGGGUAUAUGUCUGUAGCGUAACGUGAUGUUCUGUGAUAUUUACAAAAAGAAGGAGCUCUUCUGUUGAAAUAAAUUAUUUUUGUGUUCCCUGUGCAGUCGUCAUUUUGUAAUCAUUAAAUUACCCAACAAUACUCUACUUUUUUUGUGUUCUUCUUAAAUGUGUCUGCCAGUGAAUGCAAUUGGACAAGGGAAAGUUGAACAUAGUUACACAAAAUUGGGUGAGGUUA